This is a messenger RNA of Striga asiatica, 3210 nucleotides long. The record is from the annotation of a GenBank genome assembly. Lineage: Eukaryota; Viridiplantae; Streptophyta; Magnoliopsida; Lamiales; Orobanchaceae.
AAAAAAUAGAGACAAACAGAGCUGAGGUGAAAAGGAGAGAGAGACAAUCAUCAUCAUCGUCGUCACCGCAAUGUGCUCAGUCUUUAGGGUUUCUGAUGCAAAUGCGACCCAUUGAAUAACCCUAAAGACAAAUUUCAAGAAUUUUUCCUCUUCUCCUUUCCCCAGAUCCCAAGAUUUUGGUUUGCAGCAGAAAAUUACGGAGAAAAAAAAUCUGUCCAAAUUCCAGGUCCAUUCCAGAAUUUUACAUGCGGCGGUCAAAGUGAUCCUCUGCCUGUGAAGAGAAGGGUGAAAACAAUGGGAGAAACUGGAAAUUAGUCCAAGAAAAACGAUGCUGCACAUAUUUCUUGUGUUUUUCAUCCUUUCUCUUACUGGUUACAUUAACUGCGCUACGGACCCAAAUGACCUCAAAAUUCUCAACGAUUUCAAGAACGGUCUGAAAAAUCCGGAGCUCCUUAAAUGGCCCGAAAAUGGAAAUGAUCCAUGUGGGCCCCCCAAAUGGGAUUACGUGUUCUGCUCUAAUGACCGAGUGACUCAGAUUCAGGUUCAGGGCCUCGGGCUUGAAGGGACUUUGCCCCAGAACCUGAACCAGCUGGAAAUGCUCGAAAACCUCGGCCUGCAAAAGAACAAAUUCUACGGAAAAAUGCCGACUUUUAACGGAUUGUCGAACCUCCAGUACGCAUUCCUGGAUUUCAACCAGUUUGACACGAUCCCAUUCGACUUUUUCCGUGGUCUCACGAGCGUUCAGGUCUUGGCCCUGGACGAAAACCCGUUUAAUCAGACUUCGGGCUGGGCUUUACCAACUGAUCUCGCAGAAUGUACUCAGCUGGUCAACUUCUCUUGUUCACAGUGUAACGUAAUCGGGCAAUUACCCGAUUUUCUCGGGAAAUUGCCGUCACUCACCUCCUUAGAGCUGUCGUAUAACCGUCUGUCUGGCAGCCUCCCCUCGACUUUUCGCGACACAAUGCUGCAAAUACUUUGGCUGAACAAUCAGGACGAAAACGGGCUUUCAGGCCCGAUUGACGUGAUGGGGUCAAUGACCGGGCUCACGACCGUUUGGCUCCAAGGGAAUAAGUUCACGGGCCCAAUCCCGGGCUCUAUCGGGAGCCUGACCUCUUUGAAAGAACUCAACCUCAACGGAAACCAUUUAGUCGGGCUCGUCCCUCCGGCCUUGGCUGAGCUCAGCCUCGAGCUCUUGGAUCUUAACAACAACAUGCUCAUGGGCCCGAUUCCCAAGUUCAAGGCCCGUAAAGUCACUUACUCGUCAAAUUCCUUCUGUCAGGCCAAGCCCGGCGACCCGUGUUCCCCAGAAGUGAGUGCCCUUUUGGAAUUCCUUGGUGAACUUGGCUAUCCGGUUCAACUUGCUUCACUUUGGUCGGGCAAUUAUCCUUGUAAGCAGUCGUGGAGAGGCAUUUCUUGUAAUUCUAUGGGCGAGGUUACUGUCGUAAAUUUGCAGCAUCUCGGGCUUAACGGCACUCUAAGCCCAUCUCUUGCCAACUUAUCGUCCCUGCGAGAGAUUCACUUGGAAGGAAACAAUCUCCACGGCACUGUCCCAGAAAAACUGACUCGACUAGCCUUCUUGAGAGUGUUGAACUUAAACGGGAACAAUUUCGACAAGCCGUUACCUCAAUUCCGCGGCAACGUCACUGUCGUCACCACAGGUAAUCCGAAAUUCGAAUCGAGCGGCCCAUCUCCACCCAACAAUUCAGAUUCACCAAACAAUAACAGUAAUAACCGUAACAGUAAUCCACCGUCAGGUGAGGUUAAUCGACGGCAGCCAAAUGCACCUUCCUCUGGCAUCCCGAGCCUUAACUCGCCAAGCCCGGAAAAAUCAAGAAUCACGACAAUGGCAGCUGCCGCUGCUGGCUCAACCGUCCUAUUGGCCCUUGUGGCCGUACUCUUCGUCUACUGCCUCCGCAGAAAAAAGAAACUUGCCAAGAAUGCCCCUGCCCGAGUCGCAAGCCAUAAAGACUCUUUGAAAGAUCCUUACAAUAACAAUAACAAUAACAACAGCAUGUUCAAGAUCGGGUCCACGGACGUGGGCCGGGCCAGCAGUGCCGGGAGCCGGGCCAGCUACGGGCCGGACAGCAUGGAGCCCGGAAGCCCGUCAAUCUCGGUCCACGUCCUCCGUAAGGUCACUGACAAUUUUGCCCCCGAGAACGAGAUUGGCCGCGGAGGGUUCGGAGUCGUGUACAAGGGGGAGUUGGAAGACGGCACACAGCUGGCGGUGAAGAGGAUGGUGGUGGGGUCCAUGGGAAGCAAGGCCCUCGACGAGUUCCGGUCUGAAAUCGAGGUUCUCUCGAACGUUCGCCACCGGAAUUUGGUGUCUCUCUUGGGGUUUGCUGUCGAGGGGGACGAGAGGCUACUGGUUUACGAGUACAUGCCUCAGGGGGCUCUCAGCAGGCGACUUUUCCGGUGGAAGAGCUUGGGGCUGGAGCCGCUGUCGUGGACGAGCAGGCUUUGGAUAGCGCUCGAUGUUGCGCGUGGAGUUGAGUAUUUACAUAGCCUGGCACACCAUAGCUUCAUACACAGAGACCUGAAAUCGGCGAAUAUUCUUCUGGAUGAUGAGUUGAGGGCGAAGGUUUCGGAUUUUGGGCUGGUGAAGUUGGCGCCGGAUAGGGAGAUGUCGGUGGCGACUAGGCUGGCGGGGACGUUCGGGUAUCUUGCCCCAGAGUAUGCUGUGACGGGCAAAAUCACAACAAAAGUUGACGUGUUCAGCUUCGGAGUCGUCCUCAUGGAACUCCUGACCGGACUAGUCGCCCUCGACGAGACAAGGCCCGAGGAAAAACGAUACUUGGCCGAGUGGUUCUGGCAAAUAAAAUCGAAAAAGGAGUCCCUCAUAGCUUCAGUGGACCCUGCCCUGAAUGCUGACGAAGACAUCCACGAGAGCAUACACCUCAUCGCCACCCUGGCGGGCCACUGCACGACCCGCGACCCAAACCACCGCCCGGAAAUGGGCCACGCGGUUAGUGUGCUGGCCCAAUUGGUCGAGAGAUGGAGGCCCCACGAGGAUAUCGAUAGAGAGUCUUGCGUGAGCAUGGAUUUGCCCCUGCCACAGAUGCUGAAGGGAUGGCAGCAGGAAGAGCAAGGUUUGAGUCGGGAUUAUAGCUACGCGAGUCAGGAUAGCAAAGGGAGCAUCCCGAACAAGCCCUCGGGUUUUGCCGACUCGUUCACGUCUGUUGAUGCUCGAUAAUUUUUUUUUUUUUUCUUUUU